Messenger RNA from Oncorhynchus mykiss (rainbow trout), 6287 nucleotides. NCBI's taxonomy places the organism in Eukaryota, Metazoa, Chordata, Actinopteri, Salmoniformes, Salmonidae. The record is from RefSeq and is a predicted model, not a curated record.
ACGAACAAAUGCAUUUCAGUUUACUUUCUGAAACUCAAAUGGGAGAAGUUCCCCUCGUGAAAUCUGCCAGCUGGCCCUUUAAGAAGAGUGAACAGUGGAGUCAAACUACAAGGCUCUACUUUUAUCUACCUGCUCCAACUACUAGGUUACUGGUUUCUACUAGUCCCUGAUUGGUCGCCCGAACAAAUCUUCUUGAGUUGGUUGGGUCAAGCUUGAAGCUGACAGGAUGCUGAGAUCAGAGGGCGAAUUCCAACCUUGCUGCCUUGAUUGAGGACAUCAUUUGAUCAGAAUACUGUCACUUUAGUGCAUGUCGGCCUUGCUGGUAAAGGAGGAAUUGCUUUAUGAGCUCGUAUGCGCUUGUUAGCGUGAACAUUUCUGUAUUUUGAAUGAAUAUUGCCUGGCUAAAAGCAAACCUGCGCUGUGGACACAAAAGCUCUUACAUUGCGAGUUGAUGCAGUGCUUGCUGAGGAUCAGCGAGGCUGUGGGAGAUCCUUUCAAGUAAUUCGGCGAAUCCGAUGUCCAAAGAGAACCACUUCUCUCCCCGUCUGUCCGGUGCGUAAAAGCGGGCACGGUGUCUCUCCAAACUCCACUCUGAGAGCAGUUAUCGGAUUGAAAACGAAAAUAUGCGAUUUUGCUGAAUUUGACAAGGGGAUUAUCUACGGUACGGCUGCUACCUGCUUACUUGCCUGCCUAUUUGGGUCACUUGCUUAGCUCCAACGCGUUUUUAUUAGGCUACAGAUUCCUGGCCUGUUGAAUUCAUCGUUAUCCUUCCUUCAUGUCGCAUUGGAAUAACUUAAUCUAUCAUGGAUUUGAUUUUCUUUACAAAGUCACAGUUUAGGCUCGGUUUAGACAUCCUAUAGACACUUUAGAGUGCAAUCGAACCCACGUAGAAGCGCAACACCAAGAGGGGAACAUGGACAGAAAUGCCCCAGACGGACCGUUGCUGGAUGACUUGAGCAAACUCACGGACGAGGAGCUCUCUAGGCUCGGAAAAGAUGAGCUCAUCAGGAAGCUACGGAGAACGGAUAACGAGAAAAUGAAUUUAAUGGUGGAGCACGGGAACAUGAUGAAAGACGUGAACCGGAGACUACAGGUCCACCUUCACGAGAUCCGCAGCCUCAAGGAGAUCAACCAGAAGCUGCAGGACGACAACCACGAGCUCCGGGAGCUCUGCUGUUUCCUGGACGACGACAGGCAGAAGGGCAAGACGCUGUCUCGGGAGUGGCAACACUUCGGCCGCUACACCGCCGGAUUGAUGUGGAAGGAUGUCGGGGUGUACCAUCAGAAGCUGAAGGAUCUGGAAGCCAACCAGGGCUCUGUGAUGCGGGAGAACCUUGAACUGAAGGAGAUCAUUCUGAUGUUGGAGGAGGAGAGGAACGGAGCCGGGUCACGGAGUUCUAUAGACUCCCAGUCCAGCCUGACCAACCUGAACGGGGGCACCAGAACCAUUAGGGACGUCGGGGACGGGAGUAGUACCUCCAGCACCGGCAGUGCCGGUAGUCCUGACCACAACCACAUACACACGCCGGCCGAGGGGAAGAUAGCGUCCCUGCAGAGGUCUAUGGACGACCUGUCGCCGGUGUCAUACAUCCACAGGAGCAUCCCUAAUGAACUGCAUGGUAACUACAUCAGGCAAAUGGAGACCAAGGUCCUGGAGGAUGACAACAAGCAGCUUCUAUCACAGUCUAAAAGUGGUGAUCUGAAGAGUCUGAGGAAGGGCUUCUACCACUCUGAGUCUCAGCUCUCACAGUACCAGCAAGACCCACUGCAGAAUGGCUCUGGUUGGUCCCCCAGUGGUGAGCCGUCCCCCCCAGCAGACUACCUCCCAGUGGGCCAGAAGCCAGAGGCUGUGGUCCAUGCCAUGAAGGUACUGGAGGUCCAUGAGAACCUGGAGAAGAAAAUCCCCGAAGACUACGACGAAGACCUCAGUGAGAAGGAGAAGGCCAUCGUCAGGGAGAUGUGUAAUGUGGUGUGGCGUAAACUAGGUGACGCUGCAGGAUCCAAGCCUUCCAUCCGCCAGCAUCUCUCUGGGAACCAGUUCAAAGGGCCCUUGUAGUCCUUAAGACCACAUUAACCAGCGCACAGCAGCACUCAGACGAGACAAACGGACAGACAGACAAAUGAACAACAACAACCAUGGACCCGCAGCACUGAGUGCACAAACAAGGGGCACAUCUCAAAUGACACCCUCCUAUUUUCUCAGCACUGUGUGACCGUGGCUAGAUGAUCCCCACAAAUUCUAGCCUGAACCCAAACCUCUGUGCUUAGCCUCGCCUAACAUUGUCCCCUGGUGAAUAUAGGAAUGUAGGCUACAGCUGACCUGGGUAGUGGGUACAGUAAAUCUCAGUUUAGAUCUUACAAAAUAGGCUGCGCCGAUGAAGGGUUAAAAACAGCGGUUGGCAAUCCUAUAGCCUCUGACCACGUUGGCUCUCAUGUUCUGUUUAUUUAAAGACAAUUCUACAUGUUGAAUGACACACCGUUCGUCAAUACCCAGCAGGUAAUCUAGUGCCCACGGCCAACGUUGGUUAUGGUGUCUUGUCAUUAAAGAGAAGGAAGAGGAGGAUAAACUGCCCCUUACAACCAGUCACUACACCUGAGCUACAGUACUUUACCUGACCUUCUGCCAUCUCCAACCAACGUCUGUUUUGGUGUUUGUAAAUGUUCACCUACCAAGUGUUCAAGACUGACAACCACUCCAGGACAAACCAUUCUACUAUUCUCAAGUCAAGGCCCUGAUAUGUUCUGUUCUUGACUUUACUUCCAUUACUUUUCCAUUCAACAGCCAACUGACUGGCAACUCCUUACAACAUAGAUGAGGACAAAUACUCGAAAUAGCAUGAUGUCAUUUCCUUCAGUGUAGAAUCACAAGCCAUAGGUUUAUACAACGUGAAACCUAGCUGCUGUAGGAUGCUGUUUAAUAAUGUAGUCCUCUUUUAUCUGAGAGAAGUAUGUGUACAAAUGUAGAUGGAAAUCCUUUCAAAGUGUUAAACUAAAUUCUAGCACUAGAGUAGGUUAUGUUUAACAAAACGUAGUGCUAUUGUUUUACCUGUUGUUUUUAGUGUUCAUGUUUGUUUGUGCCUCACAUUCUUAUUCUUUAUACCAACACUAUAUAGGGAAAAGGGUGACAUUUGGGAUGCACACUUUAUAACUAAGUUAUGGCACAUCGAGUGCAGUUUCAUAAAUGUACUCCCAAGGCAGAAAGCUUCUAGCCUGGGGGCCAGUCUGCUUAGCCACUCCUGAAAACUCCUGAUAGAACUGUCAUGACAAACAUGACUACAGCGACAGCAAUGGAGUUGGUAAAAGCACAAACAGUUCUGGGACCAGACUAGAAGGCUGUCACACUAUUAAUUGAAACAUGAACUCAAGGGAAGGUUACGGUUCAUGCCUAAUAUAGUGUCGCUUCUGAUGAUUUAUCAUGGAUCAGAAAGUCAGACUCUUGCUAGAUGGAAGUGGGACUUUUCACUUACAAAUCUGCAGAUCUUAUAUAUGACAAUCGUUGAAACGGUUUGAAAACAACUUAUUUUGACCAGUCCUAAGUAUUCUCUAUGAGCUCUUGCCCAUUCAACCUCUGAAUGGCACCCAUACACAAUCCAUGUCUCAAUUGUCUCAAGGCUUAUCCUUCUUUAACCUGUCUCCUCCCCUUCAUCUCCCUCGAUGGAAGUGGAUUUAACAAGUGACAUCAAUAAGGGAUCAUAGCUUUCACCUGGAUUCACCUGGUUAGUCUAUGUCAUGGAAAGAGCAGGUGUUCUUAAUGUUUUGUACACUCAAUGCACUUAUACUGAGUUCUCGGAGCUGGAUCCUAUGUAUACUUUAUAAGGUGUCUUAGCUGGCUCCUGUACAUUAUGACAUGUGUUAGGCCUGUGUAUGCUGUAUGAAGUCUCAUAGAUUAUCAAUGUAAAAUCAGUCAGUCUAGCAAUCCUUGGCAAGUCUCAUACAAUUCAUAUGAAUGCUCAAUGAAGUCUCAUAGAUGAUCACUGCACGUGAUUAAGUCUCCUAGGGUCCCUAUGUAUGCUGUAUGAAGUCUCAUAGAUGAUCACUGUGCGUAAUUAAGUCUCCUAAGGUCCCUAUGUAUGCUGUAUGAAGUCUCAUAGAUGAUCACUGUGCGUAAUUAAGUCUCCUAGGGUCCCUAUGUAUGCUGUAUGAAGUCUCACAGGUGUCAUCUCUAUGUGAGGUCUUCCAGCGGGACUUCAGUGUACAAUACACUAUGUAGCUAAAUGAAGCUUCAUAGCUGUGUUCUAUACUCUACGGUGGCUCCUAGCCGAUUUCUGUGUAUUUGAGUCAUCUCAGUAUUGUACGGGGUCUUUUAGGUGACAUUAGCUAUAUAACACCGUCAUAAGACUGACACAAGACGCCAUUAAGAGUUAACAGACAGAUGUCAUUAGGAGUAAUAACAUCUAUGUAUAUCCUAGUCUCUUCUUUAUAGGGAGUUGUACAAUGCAUAUACAAUGAAUGAAGUGUCAUAGCUGUGCUGAGUUCUAUGUACAUGCAUAUGUUAGGCCAGUGAAUACUGUAUAUGAGCACUCAGAGUCUAUAUGCUGUAGGAGUAAUAUUGGCUAGGUUGAGUUCUGAAUAGGCAGUUACAAACUGUGUUAAAAGAAACUUGCUGUAUUCUCUCGGAUUUGUGUUCUAAAAUCUGAACAUUGGUAAAUUAUUCUGAAUUGAGUUUGACACAUUGUCAAUCUAUAUCGGGGUAUAAUAAAUGUAUACCCCAAUUGUUAUUAUACAGAAGGGUGUGUAUAAAUGUAUGUUUACACAAAAAAUAUUCUCAUUUUAUUGAUAGCAGAAGAGCGGCUGUGUUCAUCCCAAAUGACACCCUAUAUAGUGCAUUACUUUUGACCAGAUCCCCUUUUUGCCCUGGUCAAAUGUAGUGCACUAAAUAGGGAAUAGACUACCUUUUGGGAUUAUUACGCUGUGUUUCAGUGUGGAGGAGUCUGGAUGCAGCUGGCUGUGUGUCUGAUCUGACUCGUAACAUAGAAGAACUGUAUGAACAAAAUGAGCAGCAAAUCAACAGGGAAGAUAAAUGUGUUUGAAUUGAGGACUGCUAUAAAAGCAUUACUGUUCUGUACGGUGUUGUUGUUGUUGUAAUAGUUAGGCAUUAAUGACUAAGGAGAUUCAUAAUGGAAAAAAACGUACAAAUGCGUGUCUACACACACACUCAGUCUUCACAAAUUAAAACUUUAGCAAACUUUUUUUCUACACGCAACUUACUAUAUGUUCAUUUGAAAGCACAAAGUUCGGAUUUAAAGUUUGACAGUUUUCCUUUUGUUACAUUCAAAUGCACUGCUUCUUUUCUGAAUGAGGCAUCUCUACGUGGAACCUGUGAUGAAAUUCUAUGUUCUCUUUUUUUGCCUCUUUCACUGUGGUACACAGUUUAAGUUGUAUCCUAGGAUAUACACAGUUUAAGUUGUAUCCUAGGAUAUACACAGUUUAAGUUGUAUCCUAGGAUAUACACAGUUUAAGUUGUAUCUUAGGAUAUACACAGUUUAAGUUGUAUCCUAGGAUAUACACAGUUUAAGUUGUAUCCUAGGAUAUACACAGUUUAAGUUGUAUCCUAGGAUAUACACAGUUUAAGUUGUAUCCUAGGAUAUACACAGUUUAAGUUGUAUCCUAGGAUAUACACAGUUUAAGUUGUAUCCUAGGAUAUACACAGUUUAAGUUGUAUCCUAGGAUAUACACAGUUUAAGUUGUAUCUUAGGAUAUACACAGUUUAAGUUGUAUCCUAGGAUAUACACAGUUUAAGUUGUAUCCUAGGAUAUACACAGUUUAAGUUGUAUCCUAGGAUAUACACAGUUUAAGUUGUAUCCUAGGAUAUACACAGUUUAAGUUGUAUCCUAGGAUAUACACAGUUUAAGUUGUAUCCUAGGAUAUACACAGUUUAAGUUGUAUCCUAGGAUAUACACAGUUUAAGUUGUAUCCUAGGAUAUACACAGUUUAAGUUGUAUCCUAGGAUAUACACAGUUUAAGUUGUAUCCUAGGAUAUACACAGUUUAAGUUGUAUCCUAGGAUAUACACAGUUUAAGUUGUAUCCUAGGAUAUACACAGUUUAAGUUGUAUCCUAGGAUAUACACAGUUUAAGUUGUAUCCUAGGAUAUACACAGUUUAAGUUGUAUCUUAGGAUAUACACAGUGCUGUGUACAUAAAUACCUGCAACUAGCCCGCCUAUGUUUCCCCACAACCUGUAUGUAGCUGAAAAUGUAUAUUUUAGCAAAUUGUCAAAUGUGAAAAUUGAAAUAAGCUGCUUUUAUAUGAUUUUGAAAUAAAAAAAUGGAGUUUAUGUUUUAAACCCU